GCUGAGGGAGAUAGGGAGAAGGAGAAGCCCCGAUCCUCGCAGAUUAUCCGCUGCCAGGCCUUUUUCCUUGUUUUCCUUCUUUUUCCCCAAUCCACAGCUCCCCCUCUGCGCGCAGGGUGGGUGGUUCAGCCCGACCAAGAUGGCCGCCACCAUGAAGAAGGCGGCUGCAGAAGAUGUCAAUGUCACCUUUGAAGAUCAGCAGAAAAUUAACAAGUUUGCAAGAAAUACCAGCAGGAUCACAGAGCUGAAAGAAGAAAUAGAAGUGAAAAAGAAACAACUGCAGAACUUGGAAGAUGCUUGUGAUGACAUCAUGAUGCUGGAUGAUGCAGAUUCCCUUCUGAUACCCUACCAGAUUGGGGAUGUCUUCAUCAGUCAUUCCCAGGAGGAGACACAGGAGAUGCUGGAGGAGGCAAAGAGAAGUUUACAAGAAGAAAUCGAAGCGUUGGAAUCCCGAGUGGAGUCAAUUCAGAGGGUCUUAUCUGACCUCAAAGUGCAGCUCUAUGCAAAGUUUGGAAACAACAUAAAUCUUGAGGCUGAGGACAGUUAAAGCUUUUCUAAAUACAACAUACAUUUUUUCCUUAGUUUAUUAAAUGUUUUGAUAACAUUGUUUUCAAUUACAUUUGAAAAAAAAAUCCACCACUUUCUUUUUGGGUUUUUUUUGGUUGUUUUGGUUUGUGUUUUUCUUUUUUACUUUCCUGUCUUAGGUUCCAUAUAUUUAAUGAGAACUUUCAUAUUUUGGUUACUGCAGUUAUUUAUUUGUUCAGGAAAGCCUGUUGGUAAAGCAUCAAGAUUGGAAUAUUUGCAUUGUUUAUUGAAGUAAUAAAGUCAGGCAUGUAUUAUA
This is a messenger RNA of Myiozetetes cayanensis, 841 nucleotides long. RefSeq names its product prefoldin subunit 4 (gene PFDN4). The record is from RefSeq and is a predicted model, not a curated record. Bases 140 to 547 code for a protein of 135 amino acids. The transcript has 4 exons. NCBI's taxonomy places the organism in Eukaryota, Metazoa, Chordata, Aves, Passeriformes, Tyrannidae. Gene Ontology annotation, cellular component: prefoldin complex; cytoplasm. Gene Ontology annotation, biological process: protein folding.